This is a messenger RNA of Scleropages formosus (Asian bonytongue), 5113 nucleotides long. It is a transcript of the gene trak2, whose product is annotated as trafficking protein, kinesin binding 2. Gene Ontology annotation, biological process: anterograde axonal transport of mitochondrion; neurogenesis; vesicle transport along microtubule. Bases 575 to 3442 code for a protein of 955 amino acids. Gene Ontology annotation, molecular function: myosin binding; GABA receptor binding. NCBI's taxonomy places the organism in Eukaryota, Metazoa, Chordata, Actinopteri, Osteoglossiformes, Osteoglossidae. The transcript is spliced from 16 exons. The record is from RefSeq and is a predicted model, not a curated record. Gene Ontology annotation, cellular component: dendrite; mitochondrion; cytoplasmic vesicle.
GUUGAAAAAACAUUUGAAAUUAUUUCGAGAAACAAAAAGCUACUAGUAUUAUCUGUCAAGCUCCUGUUAAUCAUGGGGAAUUCCUGCAGCAGACACUGACUGAGGGAAGUCGAUCAUUGGAGGAAAAAAAAAACACGCCUGAGGGGUUAACUGGCUACUGCGAGCUGUAGUAGAAAGGAGUCAAGAGUUAGAUUUGAAAUAAUAAAUCUAAAAUCUUUUAUUAAUUAAACUCACACACCUGUCCACAGCUGACUUACCACGCUAUAUAUAGGCAACCUAGUAGUGAUUUAAACAUUUACAGCGGCAUAUUCUUACUGUAUCGAUUCCAUGUUUGUCAGGUACCUCAAGGAUACUACACACAGCAGGAGUGGGAUUUGAACCAGCAACCUUCAGACUGUAAGCUCUGCAAGUGUUUCCAACACCCUCAGAAGCACAAGGAGCCUUGUCACUUAGACUCCUAUGGUAUGCCAUCUUUUAGUGGAGCGGGAUGUAAUGUUGCUGCAACGCUCUGGUUUGGCCCAGUCCCCUUCUGGGCACGAGAGGAACCAGCCAGGUCUCGCACUUUGGCUGGGAAAUGUUUGAAGUGAAAGCCAUGAACGUGGAGAAGGUGGACUCUGCUGAUGGCUCUGAUGACGGCAGCCACACACAUGGGUCUGAGCCUGUCUGGUUUGGGCCACAUGGGUCUGACUCUGAGUCAUUGUACCUGUAUGAUGGUCAGGACUCGGUGGUUUCGUCGAGCAGCUUGCCUGAGGAAAACUCUGGCCUCUCCCCCAUGUUGGCUGAAGAAACUCUGCGCUACAUGAUUCUCAGUGCUGACAGGGCAGAGCAGAUGGCAAGAACCUACAGUGACAUUGACAUGAUGACACACUUGCUAGCAGAGCGAGAGCGUGACCUGGAGUUAGCUGCGCGGAUUGGACAGUCAUUGCUUCAGCGUAACCAUAUGCUGCAGCAGCGCAGUGAAGCCCUUGAGGAUCAGCUGGCACAGGCUUUGGACCAGGUGCGUCAACUACAACAUGAGCUGGGGAAGAAAGACAAGCUGCUCCGCAUGGUUUCCAGUGCCUCAGAGGAGUCUGAGGCUGACAUCAACUGCCCCUCACCACAGCGUCAGACCCAGCCCCUGCACAUCGCCCUCGCACUCAGCCAGCUGGAGGUUCUGCAAAGCAAGUUGCAGGACCUGGAGGAGGAGAACCUGGCAAUGCGAUCUCAGGCGUGCUACCUGAAGACAGAGACCCUCACGUAUGAGGAGAAGGAGCAGCAGCUGGUCCAUGACUGUGUCAAGGAGCUCCGUGAAUGUAACAACCAGAUGGUGGCGCUAACUGAUGAGCUGUCUGAAAAGAAUGAUGAGCUGCUGCAUCACCAAGAGGAGAUUUCCCAUCUCCUAUCGCAGAUUGUGGAGCUCCAGCACAGAGUGAAAGAGCUUGCUUUGGAGAAGGAAGACCUGAGGCUACACUUGCAGGCCUCCAAAGAUGCACAGCGACAGCUCACAGCAGAGCUGAAUGAGCUCCACGAGAGGAAUGCAGAGUGCCUUGGAAUGCUGCAGGAGUCACAGGAGGAGGUCAAAGAGCUGCGCAACAGGAGCAUUCCCUCUGCAGGCCUGCAUACACACCUGUCCUGUGCCCAGUUUCCCAUGGAUUCCUUGGCGGCUGAGAUUGAGGGCUCCAUGCGGAAGGAACUGAGCAUGGAGGAAGAUGGUGCCUUCCAGGAUCAAAGGAAGUCUCAGAGACGUGUGUUCCAGACAGUGCGUUCUAUCAAUAAAUCAGUACAGUCCCGAUCCAUCACACACCACAUCCCUGGAUCAGCCUACAAUGGAGUGGUAAUGACUUCACAGCCCUUCCAAUCAAAUGUGCCAGCAGCACAACCACACAGCACAGAGGAAUCCUGCAGGAGGCCAUUGCAGCUAGGUCAGCCCGGCUCUCCAGGUGGCAGUGAUCUCAGCUCUGCGCUGCGCCGCCUCUCCCUGCGACGGCAGAAUUUUGCAUGUGAGCAGAAGUUUCUCAAGGCUGAGCAGGACAGAAAGCUUCAGGCACUGGCGAUGGCAGCAGGAUCAAGGGAGGGGUCCGAAGCCAGCAUUGAGGGGAGCACCUGCAGCAUCCCUGAUAGCAACAUUGUCUCCUGUGUUAGCAGCACCUCUGACUUGGCCACCUCUGGUAGCUUCAAGACCUUCAUGCCAGAGAAGCUACAGAUUGUCAAACCUAUGGAAGGUUCCCUGACCCUAUACCACUGGCAGCAACUUGCCCAGCCCCAUCUGGCUACCAUCCUGGAUCCACACCCAGGUGUGGUGACCAAAGGCUUCCACUGCCUGGUACAGGAUGCUGUGUUCCACCUCACAGACCUAGAGGAGGAUGGGGAGGAAGAGCUGCACAGUAGAAGGGUCUGGGAGGAGCAGAAGGCAAAGGGAGAAGACAAGGGAAAGAACCAUGACAAUGAGGAGGAUGAAGAAGGGGAGGGAGGGAUCACUUUUGUGGUUUCAUGCACAUCUACUCCAGCAGAGAAGACAGGAAAGCAGGACAAGAGGAUGGAUUUCCUGGAAUCCCUGCUGCCGUACAUACCACCUCGGGUCUCCAGUGCCCUCCCCCCUCCUUCUACACCUUCUUCAUUUUCAGCUCAAGGUUUUGGUUCACAGGCUUCAGCCUCAGUUCAAAACCCAGGAAAGUGUCUAAGUCUGACCUGCUCUACCUAUACUUUCACCACGUGCCGAAUCCUGCACCCGUUGGAUGUGACCCAGGUUACGCCAAGCUCUUUCUCUCACCUGGAGGCAGUGUCAGGCAACAUGCCCAGCUCGCUUCGCACAGGUCCUAGUACACCUGUUACACCAUGCCGACUAAGUCUGGGGGACUCAUUCCCUACCCACUCUACCACUGCUCCCCGUGGACUGGCUAAGCUCCUGCAAGAGAAAGGGAUCUCGGCUCAGGUUGCCAUAGAGAAUGACAUCCCACAACUGGCCCCAAGCCGACCGCCCAUUACACCUCCCAACUCACCCCUCCAAUCCCUCAUUCCCUCCCCACUGCCCUUUGAAGCACAGCAGGCUUCUUCCUCUGAUAAUUUCCUGGCAUCACGGCCUGCUCAGCUUUUUCUUCAGGAUGUGUAUGGGCUGAAGCUGGGCCAACCAUGCCAAAACCGACCCCCACCUGCCUGUGAGAGGAGGCAGACCAAAGGGGGCCUGGCAGAGCGGCUGCAACAAUUGGGUUUCACCAAGGUCCUGCAGGGUCCGGAAAAGGAGGCCCUGCAGGGGCCAGACAAAGACACACUGCAGUGCCAUGACUCUGCAACACUAUUGCUGGCAGGUGGGGGGAGCCUCCUGGACAGGUUGCGCAGGAAUCAGAGCCUCCCUGCAGUGAUUGGUGGACGUGGUCCAUCACUGACAAGCGCCUCCCCCCAAGCAACACUUCUGCACCCUACCACUCUUGCUAUCACUGUACCACCUUCAAGCAGCCUGUCAUAAUCAAAAGCUGUUUCAGUGACUUAGGUUUGGGGAGCUAACUCAAACCCAAAGGGGCAAACAAAAUUUGGGAAGUAGAGUUUGGGAUGGUCAAUGGUGCUUAGAGGGCUGACCCCAGCUCAUUACAUGGCCCUUUCCCCAUCCCCUCCCAACCCAAGAAGCACAUUCAGCAUUCAAAAAAAUUACAGCAUGUAGAAGUAUAGUUAUAGGUGUUACAUUUUUCAUUGUUAUUGUGUUUAUGCAGAGGUGCUCUUUAUUCAGGUUGAGGAAAGCAAGAUAAUGACAAGGGAACAGGAAAGUUGUAGAGGGUAAGGGGAAGAUGAACAGGUAGAUAUUACUUUGUGGAGAAAUGGAUUAAGAAUUUAAGGGAAAUACAGGCUGGAUCAUGAAAGUGUAGUGGACAAGACAGGAAAGCAGAAUGACAUGUAUCACUUGAGCAAAGUGCUAAAAGUUGGUGGAGAGGAGAACAUGACCAGUGGGGUUUACAUGUGUAAACACCUGAACCUCUUUGAUCCUUUCUUGUCCUUUUCUUCACUCCCCACACUGUCCAGCAAAAUGGUAACGUAUGGCCCUUUGCAUAAUCAUUGAAGUGUUUUUCCCCUUCCACUGGUUUGUAUAAUACCACUUUAGUUGUGAAAUCAACUACAAUUUGCGUUGAUGCCUUAAUGCAUCCUUUCUGUAUGACCCAGGAUCUACCGUAACCUCUCAUGGGGUCCUCUGGAAGUCAUGUGUUGACCUUGUUGCACCUAGUUUGAGGUCCAUAGUUAGACCACCGUAUGGUCACCUUAGUAAUGCCUUGUUGCUCUACAGAUACCGAUGAGCUACCUGGGACUAGCCUAUGACUUCUGUUUCCACAGACUAGCUCUGUGUUACAUAUUGUACUGGUCUUUUAGCUACAGACUUUUAGCUAUGAUUUUUUUGUAUCUACACAGGUCCUCCGUAACCACAUUAUAAUGCUCAGGAGGGGUGGGCAGCUACUGACACUUGGAACCCCCAGAGCUCUAUUUUUGUCCCCUCCUCCUCAACUGGCUUACCUGUCCAGUUCUGCUAUACGUUUUCACAGUUUUGUCACUGUCCUGGUUAUAUGUACUGCUCAGCACUCUUGUCAGUCUGCUGAGAAGAAUGCUCUGAAAAGUUAAUUGAAAUUUAAACUACCAGAGGUUUUGGGGUUCAAAUCUAAACACUCUAGAAUGUAUGCUAAAGCUACACUAUUUAUACUACACUUUCUCCUCCUAGAGUUUUUGGGUUGGUUUUGAAGGCAAGUGUCUAGAACAGCGGUACGGAGGCGUUAUCACAGUGGCUAUGUGAUGGUUGCAGCACCACGCAGUUAACUGAUUGGAUUUUAUUAAGCCCUGGAGAAUCUUCCCAUGCAGUAACCAAAAUGUUCUAAGGACUGUUCCUCCUCCUGUUGUUACUUUUCCUAUAUAUUGCACUCCUAAGUUUUGAAUAUAAUUUUUGGUGAGAGAGAAUUUUUUUUUUGUUUCUAAAUAAUUAAAAGGGAUUAAUAUUAAACAACAUUGCUUGUUGGGAAAAUAAUGCUUCCUGCUAAUAUAAUAUGAAUGUAAUAAGAAUAGGACACUAACAUUUUAACAAACCCAAGGGAAUUUUGAAGUGUCCUCCACUGAGUCCCAUGCAGACAGCACUGACAUGAUUCAGGUCACAAAUGUCAAAUAC